Molecule: messenger RNA, 938 nt
Organism: Aplosporella prunicola CBS 121167
Lineage: Eukaryota; Fungi; Ascomycota; Dothideomycetes; Botryosphaeriales; Aplosporellaceae
Exons: 1
Coding region: 216-749 (177 amino acids)
Source: RefSeq, a predicted model, not a curated record
UGCAGUGUCGAGUUGACGAUGCGUAUGAUUCAGUAACUGUGCUCAGUUCGUUGGUUGUUUGGUUCGGCAUAGAAUGGAAGACGCGGGGGAGAGGCGAAAAAAGAAUCACGGUGUCCAGAGGCUGAUAUAACAGCUCGCGCAUACAUAUCUACUUUCUACAACACGCUCUGACCAACAGAAGCGCAAACCAUAAACCAAGAUUAUCUUCUUCUCCAAUGUAUAGACACCCAGCAAUCCCACCGCUCACCUGCAUCAUGUUAGAUCAUCACCCCAUCCCCUACCCUCUCACUCACCCACUCACUCACCCACCGCAAACACCCCCCAACAAAUCAGCCCACACAAGACCACAUCAAUCACCAACAGCCAGGCCAGUCGCCCGCAUUCGCGCCACGCCCAGACCCAAGCUGCCCGCUCCCGCGCCCCGCGGCAGAACCACGGCUCGCCCCCGCGCAUCGAGACAAGCCCGCCGAAUCGGGGAGCCGGGAGCGGAAAGCGAAUGGGGGAGGGGGAGCACGCCGCUAGGGCGCGGCAGGCACGGCCCCGCGGAGCUAGCAACAAGGUACUCGUACUCGUACAUAGGUAGCCAGCCAGCCAGCCAUGUAUGUAGCAGGCGGGUCCGGAGGAAGGCGGCGAUUAGGCGGCGUACCUGGGUGGUAGUGGAUGGGUGUCUUGGGCGUGCGUGCGUGUUUUGUUUGCGCGUCGCCCUGGUCCAGGCGGCUUGCGGGCGCAAGAGGGCACAGGGUACGUGAGCAGUGCCUCCCGGGCGGGACCCCCUUCUGCCUCGGCGGCCUGGUUGUUCUGCGCGCUUGGCUUGGCUGGCUGGCUGGCGGGCGGGCGGACUAGAUGGCGUGCUGCUGGUGAGCGGGCUGAGACGAUCGUCGUCGAUCACCUGCUUGUCUGCGCGCCUCGCCUCCACACACAACUCGCUCCCGUCUGUA